UUCAGGACCUAAUUGCUAAGAAACUACUUAACUUUAUUCACCUUAUUAAAAGCAUAUUCUUUAUUGGACAUAUAAUCCUGCAAGUGGCAAAAAUAGUUUGUACGUUGCGAUGGCCCAAACAUGUCAGCUAAAAGCCUUGCUUCAGGUUACUGCGGCUAAGAUGGAUAUUGAAGAUGAACUUCUUGAGCACUACCUGAAUCAAGUUGUGAAAGUAGUAUGUUCGUCUGACUUGUCAAAAGCACUCACAGAAGAAUUCAUAUUAUCUGUCAAAUGCUUAAUUAACAUUUGUUCAGCUGUUCAAGGAACACGUCUUUUAUCAACUGUGCUGUCAACUCAAGAAAAACGUGAAGAGUUCACUCGGAUCCUUAUUACCCUCUCUUUGGAUAAUUCUAAAAGUCAUACUGAUUUAGCGUCUCUAAUUAUUGACUUGAUUUCAAAUUUGACUAGAGAUCCUGUUUGGUUGGGUCAUUUCGGUGAACAUUUUGAUAACAAACAUAUUAGAUCGAUCCUCAGCUCAGGUUCUUCUAUCCAGAAAUUUCUCCCAGUAAUACUUAACCUAAGUAGGUUAACAUCAGUACGCCACUCCAUAUGCUCAUCAGAACUAUUACGAAAGCUGGUCGGUUUAUUUCCAAAUAUGCGUUCCGUCCCUAUCAAAAUUCUAAUAGCUGGCAUAAUAAAAAACUGCUCAUUUGAAGAUGAGCUUCAUAGUGAACUUUUCAACAGGGGCGUUGGUUUGCUCGAUGCACUUUUAGUUCCACUUUGUGGUCCAGAAGAUUGUAUUGGCAAAGAAGACCGUGCUAUAUUGCCUAAAUCUGUUCAGACUAUAACUGGGAGCUCCCAAUUUUCUCGUUUGUUUUCCACUGAGUUGUAUCUUACUAUUUGCCAAACAUUUUUGCAGUUCUGCUCCACCAGUCACGGACGAACAUUUCUUCGGUCCAAUGGAGUUUAUUUUAUUUUGCGUGAGUUACACAAUUAUAUAGCAAAAGCCGAAGAACAAACACAAUGUCCUAAAACUGAUGAAGCAGUUACAAACAAGGAAUUAUUAUUUUGCAUCGAACAAGUAGUAGAUCAACUCAUUUGUGAGGAAAGUGAACGUGAUGAGCACUGUGCAAAAUCCAGUCUUAGAGAAAUAAAUAUUGACGCAGAAACUAAAGAGAAACUUGACAGAGUGAAAAAAGACUAUUUGGAAUGCAAGUAAUGUCUGAUAUCUUUAGUGUAUUUCAUUUUGGCUUUGUAAAUGCUCAGUACUCCAAUUGCUGUUUCUACUUUUAUUUUUCUAUACCCCAAUCAAUUCUAAUUAACACUUACGACGAUGAAUUUCAGUUGUUUAACGUUAAACCUGUGUAAAAACCUUCGUUGAUAGCAAUCAUCCUUUCUUAUCACUAAGUGAAAUAUUAAACCUUAUCUGCGAACGCCUUUGUAGACACUGCUCUGUAAAAAACAUCGAAUUCUAACGUUCUUUAUAAUCUGAAUAUAUUCGACAGUGUUUUCAAUUGUGAGCUAAUUUUCCAUCAGUAGGUUUUAAAGAGAUCCAACGUAUGGAAUAAAAUAAAUGAAAAAGUAACGGGAAACUUGAUAAUCUAUACAGCUUAAGCGCGAACUCAAUUGAGAUAGUUUUCUUCAGUUUCAUUCCGAACUUUGCUCAGUUUCAAGGUGUAUCAUUCUGUUUUAAAGCGUACAUAAAUGUAUUUAUUUUAGCAGACAUCUGGAACUAUGGUAGAAAUAUAAAGGCCAA
Messenger RNA from Schistosoma intercalatum, 1735 nucleotides. NCBI's taxonomy places the organism in Eukaryota, Metazoa, Platyhelminthes, Trematoda, Strigeidida, Schistosomatidae. The record is from the annotation of a GenBank genome assembly.